Molecule: messenger RNA, 555 nt
Organism: Aureobasidium musti
Lineage: Eukaryota; Fungi; Ascomycota; Dothideomycetes; Dothideales; Saccotheciaceae
Source: the annotation of a GenBank genome assembly
AUGGGUUCUGGAAGCUCCAAGCCGCAAGGCUCGCAAUAUGUCUUUGCUGCUCCCGUCAGCUUCUCACCUUCCGUUGUCGACUCGCUACAGAACAGCCCCGAGACUCCAACAAGANCCGACUCAACCCGCCAGCGCAACCUCGACCUCCAGAUCCAACAGCGCGUAACAGCCGAACUCGAGCGCAUCCGCGAAGAAGAAGCCCAGCGUCUUGCCCAAUACACCGAGCGCCUGACUCCUUCAUCCUCGGACGAAACCUCCUCCUCCGACCCUUCCCUGACAGAAAAGAUCUCGUCCGCCCUCACACCUUCCUCAUCGCAACACAAGGACCGCAGCAACGACAGCGUAUCCAAAGAAGUCGCCGAGUUGCGCAACAAGCUCGAGCGCCGCAAGAAACUCGAACAAACCGAUGCUGCUGUCGAAAAGGCAAAGGAAGGCCUUGUACAAUGCUUGAGGGUGAAUGAUCGCAGACCUUUGGAUUGUUGGGAGCAGGUUGAGGCUUUCAAGGCAGAGGUCGCUAAGCUUGAGCAAAAGUUUGUCGACAGAGCUCUGCGAUGA